Ilyonectria robusta is the source of this 1510-nucleotide messenger RNA. RefSeq lists its product as uncharacterized. The transcript has 3 exons. Lineage: Eukaryota; Fungi; Ascomycota; Sordariomycetes; Hypocreales; Nectriaceae. Bases 488 to 1510 code for a protein of 340 amino acids. Gene Ontology annotation, molecular function: oxidoreductase activity, acting on the CH-CH group of donors, NAD or NADP as acceptor. The record is from RefSeq and is a predicted model, not a curated record.
GGUUGAUACGGUCGCGACAUAUUCAUAUCAAUUGGCGUGCCAUCCUGGGAUGCCUGCGGAUUACCAAUACCCGCCGCUCAACCUCCGACUCCGGGUGUGGAUCAUCCCGAACGCAUGCUGGCUUAGUAACCUCCGAGCCGAUGCCGUUAUCCAGAUGCGGGCUGACAACCUGGUCCAGAUGUAGUUCGGAGGAAUUAUGUCUUCCAAGUGACGGACCGGCGAUGUGCUGACCAUAUUUUGUAGUGGCUUGUUAUCUCGUCUUGUUGAAAAUCUUGGGGAUAACGUUAUUAGUUACGGUUGCAACCUUCGUUGAGGGCGGUUACUGAAGCUCAGCCUAUAACCACAUCUCAGCUGGAGGAUGUAUAAGAGGGCUGGUAAAAUUGUUCAAAUGAAGGGACGACUAUUUCAACAUCACCUCAAUCUACUCAUCAGGUUAUAAUUAUAAAUAAUCGCACCCUCACCUAAAAGAAGCACAUCAUCUCUCACAAUGGCACCGUCCACCCUCCAAAUUGUCAUCAAGACCCGUCCCAACGGCGCUAUUAUCCCGUCCGAAACCUUCACUUCCCGUACGGUCCCAUCCCCCUCAGAAGAAGACCUCAAAGAUGGCCAGAUCCUUGUCGAGACGCUCUACUUAUCCCUCGACCCCGUCAUGCGCAAAUGGCUCAACGCCGACAACGGCAUUCUGGAAACCACGCAGGGAGAGCCCAUGCCGGGCCCUGUUCUCUGCCGCGUCCUCGCCUCACGCAACCCGGACGUGAAGCCUGGAGAUCUCAUCACCUCCUGGUCCGGCUGGGUCAGCACCGCCGUCCUCUCACCAGACACCUUUGAGAAAGUCUCAUACCUCCCUGCGUCCCUGCCCCUGACAGACGCCCUCGGCGUCUUGGGCUUCACCGGUCUAACAGCCUACUUUGGCAUGCUGCGCAUCGGGAAGCCUCAGAAGGGCGAAACGGUCGUCGUGAGCAGCGCUGCCGGCGCCACGGGCAGUGUGGCGGCGCAGUUGGCCAAGAUGCGAGGGGCGCGGGUCAUCGGCAUCGCUGGGGGUGAGCAGAAGGGCAAGUGGCUGAGGGAGUUGGGCGUGGAUGAGGUGCUCGAUUACAAAGAUGAGAGAUUCGAGGAGCAGUUUGUGAAGGCUGUAGGAGAGGGGAUUGAUCUUUACUUCGAUAGUGUUGGCGGACGAACACUCGAGUUGGCCAUCGCCCACAUCAAGAAAUUCGGCCGCAUCGUCAUCAAUGGCGACACAAGCGGCUACAACACGAGCACUCCGCGCGGUAUCAAAAGCCUCUUCCCCAUCGCCCCCAAAUCCGCCACCAUCCACGGCCUCAACAUCUUCCACCACCUCAACGACGCUGCGCCGGCUCGCGCCGAGCUGGUGCAGUGGUUGCAGGACGGGACACUGCAGCGGACGCAGACCGUUGUCAAGGGCGGGCUUGAGGCCGCGCCGCAGGGCCUGGCAGAUUUGUUCGCCGGGAAGAAUACGGGCAAGAUGCUGGUUGAGGUUAGGAGCGAUUGA